This is a messenger RNA of Closterium sp. Yama58-4, 1326 nucleotides long. The record is from the annotation of a GenBank genome assembly. Lineage: Eukaryota; Viridiplantae; Streptophyta; Zygnematophyceae; Desmidiales; Closteriaceae.
AUGGCGCAGCGCAACUCCCUCAGCGCCUUCGUUGAGAAGUACGAGGUCAGGGAGGACCUGGGAAAGGGACAAUUCGGCGUUGUUGCGGAAUGCGCAGAGCGCGCUUCCGGCAGGCGACUCGCCUGCAAGGUGGUCGCGGCGCGCAAGCGAGCAAUGGACGCCGCGGAGCGCGAAGUAGCGGCGCUUUCUCUGCUGAAAGGGUGUGAAAAUAUUGUUUCUCUCGAGGAUGUUUUUAUCGGGGAGGAGGGGAAGGGGAUGGUUCUUGUUAUGGAGCUUGCUACCGGCGGUGAUCUUCUAACGCGGAUAGAGCAGAAGGGACGGAUUCCGGAGUACGAGGCGCGUGAGCUGUUCAAAGGAGUCGCCAUGGCUUUACAGCAGUGCCACUAUAACGGGGUGAUUCAUCGCGACGUCAAGCCCGACAACGUGCUCCUGAGUCGCGGUUGCGAAUUUACUGCUAAGCUCGCGGAUUUCGGCAUCGCGAGGGUGCUUGCACCUGGGGAGAAGACUGACGGAUACGCAGGCAGCUUCCCUUACGAGGCUCCGGAAGUUAUGGCGGGAAAACCAUACGAUUUCUCGGCUGACAUCUGGAGCCUUGGUGUAACCCUGUACGCGAUGCUGUCGGGAAAAUGGCCGACUUUCGCGAACGGUCGCCGCGCGUUUGACGAAAGCAAGGACUGGGACUCCCCCUGCUGGUGGAUCAUCUCAGGCCGAGCGAGGAAUCUCAUCCGUUCGAUGCUCGCAACCGACCCGCAGAUCCGACCGUCCAUUGACGAGGUUCUGUGCGACCCAUGGGUUUGCAACAGCUCCUUCCUCCCAUCCUCGUUCUCCAUCUCUACUUCUUUUGGGAGUACCGCCAAGCCUGCUGCCUCCGCCAUCCCACCAGCCCCUGCUUGCACUGUCACCCCUGCAACUGCCUUUACCAUCAAGCCUUCACCUGCUAUCGCAGUCGCACCCGCUGCAUCUCCUAAGACCCGCUCCACAACCACCUGCGACCCCUCCUCUACCUUCAUCUUCCCACUUGCAACACUCACGAUCAAAACCACGUGCAGCACGGUCAAGUCCUGCCGGAAGCUCGCUUCCGAUGUGCUGCAGCGGAAGCAGUGGCGUCGGCACGGCGCGGUUACCAGCAAGCUCUCCCCAUGUGCCAGCAAGCUCUCUCCGUGCAACAGCUCACUGUCGCGGCGUCACAGCAGCAGGUCGCAGCGAGGUUCAUUCUCGGCAGCUUCGGGGAGACUCAGUGCGCGGGUUGCUGCUGUGGCAGUUGCUGCAGUGGGAGAUGCUUCUGCUGACGGGAGAGACGUUCAGUGGUCCUUUUUGAGUGUGUAA